AUGUCGUCUUCGUCGCGUCCUGUGACUCCCAACAUGAAUCUGAGACGCAGCAGUCGCCGGCAGCUGCGUCGGUCGUCUGGUGCGUAUCUUUUGAGUCAAUCACCCAAGAUCCACUAUCCUGUAGACGUCAAUCAGAUGCCACUAGAGUCUGCAGCUAACACUGAAAAGUUUGAGCGAUUGUCUGAUUCACUUGAAGAAUUGGACGCUAAUAUGAACAACUUGCUGCUGAUUCACGAUGCCAUUUCCAAUCAAUUCAAUGAACCUUUUGCUAGUUUUCUCUAUGGGAUUUCCAUGACGAUGUGGUGCGUAGAUUUUCCUGGAUGUCCAACUCGUCAGGCGUGGGAGCGACUUCAGAAACGAAAUGAGAUAGACAAGACUAUACGGGAAUUGAACACCCGUGUUAGCCAAGCCAAGGAAGAAAAUGAACUGUUGAAGAAGAAACUUGUAGAAAUAUCAAAGCCAGAACCGCUUAAAAGACCUCAACUAUCACAAAGUCAACCAAAGGCAAAUUUACAACAAUCACAAUUUCAAUCUUCAAGUAGAGCGUACAGAGGGACAAGGGCUCCUAGAGUUCCGUCUACUUUGCAACGUGGACGUGUCAAUGACGAAGACUCGUAUGCAUCUACUGAAGGAUCUUUUGUAGCAAAUCCUUCCACUGCCGGUGUGAAUCCAACAGCUAAUGCACCUUCAAGACUUCGGAACUCACGUUUUUCGAGAAUACCUCAACCCGCCAAGACAGCCAAUCGGAGCACUUCUCCAGAGAUCACAGUGACUUCUACGAAAAGAACAACUGGACCAAACUUGGACCAGCCACCUCGAUAUAUGAGAGGUUUAUUUGACUCCAGUAACACCACGAAGCAUACAAGUAGCACAACUCUGAGUAGAAGCGGAGCUAUUUCAAAACGUCAACCGGGCAAGAGCACCUUGGCUGCCAGACCCAGGUUUCGCUAA
This is a messenger RNA of Scheffersomyces stipitis CBS 6054, 951 nucleotides long. RefSeq names its product Dam1p (gene DAM1). The transcript has a single exon. The record is from RefSeq and is a predicted model, not a curated record. Gene Ontology annotation, cellular component: mitotic spindle pole body; DASH complex; mitotic spindle polar microtubule. The coding region runs from base 1 to 951 and encodes 316 amino acids. Gene Ontology annotation, biological process: mitotic sister chromatid biorientation. NCBI's taxonomy places the organism in Eukaryota, Fungi, Ascomycota, Pichiomycetes, Serinales, Debaryomycetaceae.